Molecule: messenger RNA, 3931 nt
Organism: Phacochoerus africanus (Common warthog)
Lineage: Eukaryota; Metazoa; Chordata; Mammalia; Artiodactyla; Suidae
Gene: CCSER2
Product: coiled-coil serine rich protein 2
Exons: 10
Coding region: 256-3399 (1047 amino acids)
Biological process (GO): microtubule bundle formation
Cellular component (GO): microtubule cytoskeleton
Molecular function (GO): microtubule binding
Source: RefSeq, a predicted model, not a curated record
GCGGAGUCCAUGCAGGCGCCGGCCGAGGGAGGGGGCGCGGUGGCUCUGGAGUCCAGCGCUCCCUCAGGCCGUGGACGUGAUGCUGGCUGCUGCGGGUCAGGCGGUGGGGCCGGCGGGGAUGUGAUGGGCGGCCCCUCGCCUCACCUGCCGUCCUGGGGCCUGUAGGUCGCUGGGCGAUCCGCAGCCGGGCAGAGGAGGCAGUGCGACCUCCGCACGAUUCUGUCAAAUUUUAAGAACAAAUGCACCAUAUAGCUCAUGGAAGAAAAAACACAAAUCAAGACUUUUUUGGGUUCCAGGUUGCCAAAGUAUGGAACAAAAUCUGUAAGAAGUACACUGCAGCCAAUGCCAAAUGGAAAACCUGUUAAUUUAUUGGGAACUUCAAAGAGUAGCAACAUCAAAAGUUUCAUCAAAAAUAAUGGCUCUGAUUGUUCAUCGUCCCAUUCAUUCAGUUGGAGAACGGCAAAUAAAUACCAGUUUAGUGCACAAAGUCCUGAGGAACCUAACAAUCCUCAGAGUUCACAUGAUAAAGUAAUUGAUCCUGAAAAACAUGUACCAACUCAAGGAGUAUUUGAUAAAAAUGGGAUAAAGGGAGGUUUGAAAAGUAUCUCUUUAUUCACAUCAAAAUUAGCGAAGCCAACAACUAUGUUUGUGUCAUCUACAGAGGAGUUAAAUCAAAAGUCUUUGUCUGGACCAUCUAAUUUGGGUAAAUUCACCAAAGGCACAUUAUUAGGAAGGACUUCAUAUGCUUCAGUCAGUGCUCCAAAAUCACAGUUGAAUGGAUUUUAUGGAAACCGAUCAACUGGUAGCAUACAAAGGCCUAGAGCAAACUCCUGUGCCACCAGAAGCAGUUCUGGAGAAAGCUUAGCACAAUCCCUAGAUAAUAUUAAAUCUCUUGCUUGUGAAAAAAUGGUAAGGUCACAAAGUUUUUCACAUUCCAUUCAGAAUUCAUUCCUUCCACCUUCAUCUAUAACCAGAUCACAUUCCUUCAAUAGAGCUGCAGAUCUUACAAAGCCUUAUCAGAACCAACAGCCACCCAUUAGAGUGCCUCUGAGGUCAAGUAUGCUAACAAGAAAUUCCCGACAGACAGAAGUACUCAAUGGGAAUGAACAUUUAGGGUAUGGGUUUAAUAGGCCUUAUGCUGCUGGUGGAAAGAAGUUGGCUUUACCAAAUGGCCCAGGUGUAACUUCCACUUUGGGUUACAGGAUGGUUCACCCCUCUUUACUGAAAUCUAGCCGACCGCCAUUUUCUGGAACCAUCACAGUUGAUGGUAAUAAAAAUUCACCUGCUGACACAUGUAUAGAGGAAGAUGAUGCACUUGUGACUAAGGACAGAGCUGCUAAUAAGGACCAAGAACUAAUUGAAAAUGAUAGUUACAGAACAGAAAAUGACCAGACCGUGAAGCAUGAUGCUAAAAUUAGAUACUUGAGUGAUGAUGUGGAUGACAUUUCCUUGUCUUCUUUGUCAUCUUCUGAUAAGAAUGAUCUAAGUGAAGACUUUAGUGAUGAUUUUAUAGAUAUGGAAGACUCCAACAGAACUAGAAUAACUCCAGAGGAAAUUUCUCUCAAAGAAGAAAAGCGUGAAAAUGUACCACCAAAGGAUAUAUUUGAUUCCCCUAAGGAAAAUGAAAAAUCCUUCAUUAAAACUGAAGAGUGGAUAGAUAUAAGUGUCUCUGACAGGAGUGAAUGUUCAAAACAUACUUCUGGAAAUAACUUGAUCUCACCAGACACAGAUUACAGAGCUGGUUCUUCGUUUGAACUCUCUCCAUCUGAUAGCUCUGAUGGGACAUACAUGUGGGAUGAAGAGGGCUUGGAGCCCAUUGGAAAUGUCCACCCAGUUGGGAGCUAUGAGUCCUCUGAAAUGAACAGCAUAGAUAUUCUGAAUAAUCUUGAAUCAUGUGACCUUGAAGAUGAUGACCUUAUGCUUGAUGUGGAUCUGCCUGAGGAUGCACCUCUUGAGAAUGUGGAGUGUGACAAUAUGAACCGCUUUGACCGAUCAGACAGAAAUGUUCGGCAGUCUCAGGAAGGAUUUUGGAAAAGGCCACCCCAGAGGUGGAGUGGACAGGAACAUUACCACCUCAGCCAUCCUGACCACUAUCAUCACCAUGGAAAAAGUGACUUGAGCAGAGGCUCUCCUUAUAGAGAAUCUCCUUUGGGUCAUUUUGAAAGCUAUGGAGGAACCCCCUUUUUCCAGGCUCAGAAGAUGUUUGUAGAUGUACCAGAAAAUACAGUGAUACUGGAUGAGAUGACCCUCCGGCACAUGGUUCAGGAUUGCACCGCUGUAAAAACUCAGUUACUCAAACUGAAACGGCUGCUACAUCAGCAUGAUGGAAGUGGUUCAUUGCAUGAUGUUCAGCUCUCAUUGCCAUCCAGUCCAGAACCAGAAGACAGUGAUCAAAUAUACAAGAAUGAAGAUUUGUUAAAUGAAAUAAAUCAACUUAAAGAGGAAAUAAAGAAAAAAGAUGAAAAAAUCCAACUAUUAGAACAUCAGCUUGCAACUCGGUGUAACUGCAACCAAAAAUCUAAAGAAGAAAAAUGUACAUAUGCUGAUAAAUAUACCCAAACACCCUGGAGAAGAAUUCCUCCUCCAGUACUACAGCCUUCCAGCAGCCUUCCCAGACCCACAGACCACGCCCAGGGAAAACUAAUAAAGCCGCAACAUAUCGAGGCCCACAGUGAGUGCAAAGUCCAGAGCAAACAUCAGGGUGUUGCACAUCUGGACAAAGGCUUUACACAUGGCUUGCAACAGGAAAGCAACCAUGGUCUGGAAGAUCAGCCUUUUUCUCCGAGCCUGCUAUUCACUAAGGAUGUGGUGAAGAGUACACCUUCUGAAGCAAACUUGAACAUGACCACGAAUUGUCAAGAGCCUUAUCAUUUGGCAAAUGAUCAAAUUAAUGACAUGCAAGUUGUACCCACUUCUCUUCAGACACUUCCCCCGUCAAGUACAGUAGACCAGGCUAAGAGAGUUGGAAGAAAUCAAACUUUACCAGAGGGCUACACAUCUCAGCCCAAGUCCUUGCAUCUUUUGAAGCCAUCCAUCUUAAAUUCUUUGGUACCUCCUCCAGUUCCUGAAACAUCUCCAGGUAGGACUCCCACUUGUAAGAAGUCACCAACAAUCACACCAGAUAAUUCAGCAAAACUUCAGCCAACCUCUAGUCAAACAAAUCUUGCAAAUAAUCCAAAUCCAAAAGUAUCUAAGCUCCGCCCCCCUUCUGGCUCUUUCAAACAAAAACAAAUAAGCAACCCCCGCCUAGAACCUCAAAACUUCCAGGCCAAGACAAGCAUCCCAAGGCCACUGACAAGAAGAAAAGAAAUCAUGCAGAAUACUAAAGACAAUUUGAAUUCUGGGGAUUGUUUGGCCUCUAAUCAAUAUUCUCAUCUUCCUAAACCAAAGAUACAUUAAAUACAUAGCCAUCACCUGCCAAUUUAAGAAAAUCAACAACAAUCUGUUCUGUACUAGCUUUAUGUGCAGUUUGCUACCAUGAUGGAGGUUCCAUUGAAAGCUUUCAAAUCUUAAAAUUAAAAUGUGGAAGCUUCUUCUAGUUCGGCUCUUCCAUUUAUAUCCUGGUUGAAGUACAUAGCAUUUGAGCAUAUUUGUCUCAGGUAAACAAAAAGUUUGCUUACCCACUCACAAGUCUACAGAAGGCUCUAAUCAUGUUAUCCAUCUCUCUGCACAUUAGGAAAUUCAUAAUAUUCCAUUUGGUGGGCAACAGAUGUGCUUUGCUGAUCUAGUCCUUUUAAGGUCUGUGUUAAUUGUGGUUCUGAGAGCCUCACCCUUUUCACUUGUCCCUCCUGUGAAUAUGGUUACUAUUUUAACUAAAGAUUUGAUGAUAAUGGAAAAUGGUAGUCUGUAAACAGAGUUCUGGCCAGUGAUUUGUAUAUAUAAAAGGUCUAUGCAAACGCUCUGUGAUGAAUAAAGGAGAUCGGGCUUUUAA